This is a messenger RNA of Oreochromis niloticus (Nile tilapia), 1651 nucleotides long. Its product is annotated as receptor-transporting protein 3. Gene Ontology annotation, biological process: protein targeting to membrane; protein insertion into membrane. Gene Ontology annotation, molecular function: olfactory receptor binding. Bases 42 to 635 code for a protein of 197 amino acids. Lineage: Eukaryota; Metazoa; Chordata; Actinopteri; Cichliformes; Cichlidae. The transcript is spliced from 3 exons. The record is from RefSeq and is a predicted model, not a curated record.
GGCUGCCUGCAGAGCAGCAUUCACAAGUCAAACUCUGUCUCAUGUCAACGUUUCAUUUCGUCUCCCAGAAGGUCUCCAAAUAUCAGACCUUAUGUAUCAGACCAUCGAGAUAUACAGCUUGGGCUCCUUCCUUGUGGGCACACACCUUUGAGAAGCUCGUCUAUGGGGAUAAUGCGCUGGACUAUGGAGACCCAUGGUCGCUCACCUUCAGCUACAAACAGACAGACAAAUUAUCCAAGAAGGAAAAUAAGAGAGGCUGGAAGGUCUUCUUCCACUGCGCUUAUGGAAAUUUUCAGUGUGCAUCCUGCAGGAGGAUCUGGCCUUCGGUGCGUGUGGUGCUUUUGUUCCGUUAUCGGCUGAGAGGCGGUAAGGGGGCGGUGACCAUGCGGCCUUUUGGACAAGCCUGCCGGCGAUGCCAAGAUGAUAAUUUUCAUCUCCCCGGUUUUUACAAGGAAGAGGUGAAAGAGGCUCUGCUCAGAUUGUUUUCUGAAAUUCGGAAGAACUGCUAUGGAGAGGAGGGUGAGAGUGAAGAAGGUGACUCAGGCGCUACAAGACGGAGGUCCAAACCCCACGAAAAAACCCUGUGUGAGGCCUGUUGUUUUGGCUUGUGCUGUCAGGAUCAGAAUGAUAAGUAGUGUGUGUGUGUGUGUGUGUGUGUGUGUGUGUGUGUGUGUGUGUGUGCAACAGUGAGGUGUAAAGUGAGUUGCAGUCUGGUUGUUUGCUGUUUCCUUGAGAUCUUUCUUUUCUAGUUUACACACAAAAGUUUCCUUAAUGAACUGGAUUAUUUCAUCAUUAUCUAAGUUAUUGAUAAUAAUAAGGAGUAUGAAAACCUUCAUGAGCAAUAAUAAGAUUUCAUCACUGUUGUGUGUUUAUUUUGGGCUUUGUGCAACCUGAAGGUGUGUCCUGAUUAUUUUCUGGGUUUGUUUGGUGUGAUGUAUUGAGAUAUAAUCCAAAAAUUGCAGUUACUGUACUUUUACUUGAAUUGGUUUAUCAGGAGGGAGGAGGCUGGGGCAGACCCAGGACACGCUGGAGAGAUUAUAUCUCUCGGCUGGCCUGGGAACGCCUUGGUGUUCCCCCGGAUAAGCUGGAGGAGGUGGCUGGGGAGAUCUGGGCUUCUUUGCUUGGGCUGCUGCCGCAACCCAGCCCUGGAUAAGCAAAAGAAGAUGGAUGGAUGAAUGGAAGGAUGGAUGGAUGGAUGAUUUAUCGAUAUUACAUCAUCAUUCCACUCAUGUGAUGCUUUUUUUUCCUCACCACAUUUAUUUGUUACAUUUAGCAGACAAAGGUUUCACAUGAAAAAACAUGAAACAUGUGAUGCUGAUGUAUUAAAACAGGAGUUUUAACGAUGCUGUGAUACUGUUUCACUACUCAUGGGUCAGAAUGACUCAGACGCUUACAAGCAAAUUUCUGAUUGGCCCCAAAAUUCUCACAACAUAACAAACUAAUUACAGAUGUGUGCAAACUAUAUGUGUGCAUGUGUACCUACAUUGCAUGCUCAAAAACACAGAGUGGUUACAUCAAAUAGUACUUUGAUCUAGUUUUUAUUCCUGUUAGCUGCACUUUGAGUUAAAAUCUAUGCAUAUAAUUCUAUAUUGUAUUACACUGAAGUUAUGAUGUCUAUGGAGAGAUUUUAUUAAAUAAGCAAGUAAAUAAG